Messenger RNA from Ostreococcus lucimarinus CCE9901, 750 nucleotides. RefSeq lists its product with no specific name. The record is from RefSeq and is a predicted model, not a curated record. Bases 1 to 750 code for a protein of 249 amino acids. NCBI's taxonomy places the organism in Eukaryota, Viridiplantae, Chlorophyta, Mamiellophyceae, Mamiellales, Bathycoccaceae. Gene Ontology annotation, molecular function: catalytic activity. The transcript has a single exon.
AUGGUCGACGGAACGGAUAGCGCGACGCAGCAGGAGGUUGGAAUGCUGACCAAAAUCGAUUUCAGCUCAAAUCUUGUGCGGACGGAAAAUCGAGCGACCUGGGACGCGUCGCAGUCGUCGUGCGCGUACUCGGGAAGUAAGGAGAGCGGCGUGUCGAAACAUUUUUGGACGCGGAUAUCCGUGAGCGGUCGAUACGUCAGCGUCAUCGGGGCGCACUUGAAAGCUAAUCCGACGCAGCCGAGUAGCUGUGCGCAGCGAGAAGCGCAGGUUGAGGUGUUGCGGGCGAUCGCGCAAGCGCGAUACGACGCCGGAGACGCCGUCAUCGUCGCCGGGGAUUUGAACGAUUAUUCCGAUCGCCACGUCGACGCGGGAAACAACUCGCCGACGAGCAAGGUGCUGAAACGAUUGCGCGAUUUCAACGACGACGGCGUGGACGAGUUAGAGGAGGUUGGUGGGCGAAUCGCGCAAGUCAGUCGGUACACGUGGCAAAGCGGGUCGUCUAAGGCAAAAUUAGACUACAUUUUGACGUCUCGAGCGGACAUCGAAGUCGUCAGCGCGGCGAUUCGCCACGACCUCGUCACUUCAAGCGUGAGCGAUCACUUCCCGCUCGUCGCGACGUUAGAUAUCAAGCCCCGAAACACCAGUUUGCUCGGCACAGUAGGUGCUAAUAGCGUGACAAACGCGACGAUGGCGACGAGCGUCGCCGUGGGCAUCGCCGUCUUUGCGAUGACGACUAUAUUCUUCAGAUAG